AGUUAUACAAGAUAAUAAAAUAAUGAAUGAUAAAAACCCAUUUGAGCGCCACUGAAUUCAAACGUCUCAAAACCGAAGCUCCUCCCAUCAUAUAAGAUUUUUCUCCACCUUCAUAGUUGGCAAUUUCUCUACUUUGGCUUCUAACCUUUUCUUGCUUCAAUGGAUUUUCCUCUUUCGCCUGGGUUUCUGUAUAGUCUGACCGACAUCCAGAUCGUGGACUGUCUCCUGAAGCGGAAGGUUCUUGAUCCCACAUUUUGCAACAUGAUCAUUGGCGAUUUCGAUGAUCUCCCCUGCAAAGAUCCUUGUACCUUACCUGGUAGAGAUACAAAGAGGUACUUCUUCGGCAAAAGACUUAGGAACGUAAUUACGGUGUCACGUUAUUGGACACCGAUCGGACAGGAGAAGAGAAUUCUGGAUCCUGAGAGCAAAGAAGUGGUUGGGAUUAGAAAAACGCUGGCACUUGUCCAUUCCGAUGGGAAGAUGCCUUUUUUCCACAAUCAGCCUAGAUCCCUUUGGUUCAUGUAUGAGUAUCGCCUCGCUGAGAUGCAUGGAACGGAUCAGCAAGAGUGGGCAGUGUACUGUGUCUUUCUGAAGGAGACUAAGACCUAUCACGACAUCCAUUUAUGGAUAGAAAGCGAAACAGAUGAAUCUGAAGAGAGUGGUGGGGAAGAGAAGGAUGAUGGUGAUCAGAUCGGGCAAGCAGGGAACAGCUCUGGCAUUGGUCCUCCUCCGGCCACCUGAUUCACCAGCUGUCUGAACUUAGAGGAAGAUAAAGCAUUAGAUGAUUCUUGACCAAUAUGACCGCAGAAACCGUUUUAACAUCAUACCCACCAUUCCAUGUGUGUAUGUAUGGCGCUAGAUCAUGUGAUGGAAAGAACCCAUGUAUCAUAGAUCAUCCUACUCAUGUCCUUGGCCUGAUUCUUUGUGAAAUUCCAUGGCCAUCAUCAUUCUCUACUGGAGCUAGAGUCAUAUUUCCAGGUUCUGAAAAGAGAUUGAGAGCCACAGAAAUAAAAAUGUCUUCUUGCCUUAAAAUGGAUCUUAUGUGUGAUUCUUUCAAUUUUGAUGUUGGGUUUC
This is a messenger RNA of Tarenaya hassleriana, 1074 nucleotides long. RefSeq names its product NAC domain-containing protein 83-like. Gene Ontology annotation, biological process: regulation of DNA-templated transcription. Gene Ontology annotation, molecular function: DNA binding. The coding region runs from base 160 to 741 and encodes 193 amino acids. NCBI's taxonomy places the organism in Eukaryota, Viridiplantae, Streptophyta, Magnoliopsida, Brassicales, Cleomaceae. The transcript has 3 exons. The record is from RefSeq and is a predicted model, not a curated record.